Messenger RNA from Solanum pennellii, 1594 nucleotides. Its product is annotated as zinc finger HIT domain-containing protein 2. The transcript is spliced from 5 exons. Bases 148 to 1377 code for a protein of 409 amino acids. Lineage: Eukaryota; Viridiplantae; Streptophyta; Magnoliopsida; Solanales; Solanaceae. The record is from RefSeq and is a predicted model, not a curated record.
AAAGGAAGUUCAUCGUCUAUGAAAAACAAAAAAAGCCUUCGCGGGUUUUCUAGAGAGAUUGUUGGAAUUUUUUUUUCCUCAAGUAAAAAAGCUACAGCUUUCAAGGUUUUGAUCUUUUUCUCUUAAUUAAUUGCUUUACUUUUUGCCAUGGCCGACGAAAUUAUAACAUCGGAGGGAGUUUCAAGUUCGUCUGAGCUGAACUCGUCGUCUCGUAUAAUAUGUCGGGUUUGUCAAAAGCAAUUUUCGCAGUAUACCUGCCCUCGAUGUAAUAGCCGUUAUUGCUCUCUGCCUUGUUACAAGUCUCAUAGUCUUCGUUGCACCGAAUCCUUUAUGAGAGAGAAUGUCAUGGAGGAACUACAGCAUGUGCAACCAAAUGAUGGAAGUAAGCAGAAAAUGCUAGACAUACUUAAACGAUUCCACUCAGAAGAUGAAGCAGACAUCAUGGAUGAAGAUGAUUCCCCGUUGUCUGAGGAAACAAUUCAAAAAGUUCUAUCUGGAAACCAGAUAAGUUUUGAAGAUUUAUCUGCUGAAGAAAAGAAACAUUUCCAAAGGGCUGUUGCCUCAGGUGAGUUGAGCAAAUUGAUUAAGCCCUGGGAGCCAUGGUGGUCGAAGCCUUCUGCCAAGUACAUAUCUCUUGGUCAGGAUGGAACUCAACUGGUCCAGCCACUUGUGAAGGAGGAUACAGCUGUGUCUUCGGAAGACAGAAUAGGAAGUGACCCUUUGCACGACAUUCCACUUGGCCCCGACUCUCCAUUACCCUCAGUUAGAAAGCUCAGUGCAGCUGGGCCAUCCCCUUUACUGGCUGUUCACCUUGUUGACAUCAUGUACAGUUAUUGCUUUACUCUUCGCCUCUACAAUGGUGACUGGCAAUCAGAUCCCAUAGGAUCAGCCACAGUUUUGUUGAGCGUCUCUUCUGUUCUUGGUCAAGGGGGGCAGCCAGAGACAGUCCUGGAAGCUCUAUCCCACUGCAUGGAGCAAACAUGCUCAUCAGCCUUCAGACACACGGGGGGCCUGCAAUUCGCAUUGGGGCUAAUCAACGACACAAUAACCCUUCUUCAUCUUGAUACUCCAGCCGUAGUUUGCCUGCUUUGUGAUCUAAGGAGACUAAUCCAACACGCAGAGAAGGAUUUGAAGUCAGAGAAGUACCGCAAGUCCAAAAGUUCUGAAAUGAAAACGAAGCUCAAGUCUGCAGAAAGGAAGGUUUAUUUUAUCAUGUGUUGGGCUCACGAGCAGCCAAAAGAAGCAUGGUCUUCCAUAGCAGCCAUUGUCGAGGCAGAGAAGAGCCGACUAGUGGAAUUCAUAGGGAGUAAAACAAGUGUUCCAAAAAUGACGAAAGUACAGAGUGAGGGCAAGCCUCUGAUUAAGGAGGUUGAAUAACUGUCUGUUCCUUAUGCAUGACAAGCUGCAGCAGAAAACACAAGAUCAGUUGCUUGUAAAGAUGUUAAGUUCUGAUCACUGAGUUUUGACUUUGUAUAAUUGCCUGAAUUAUUUUAUUCACUUUCUCUUUGGAACUUUUUCAUUGGCCACUGAAACAAUUCAAGAGAAGAAAAGCAAAAGCUUAUAUGGAAAAGAGAUAAUCUACUUAUCUACCUUA